This is a messenger RNA of Anas platyrhynchos (mallard), 1175 nucleotides long. NCBI's taxonomy places the organism in Eukaryota, Metazoa, Chordata, Aves, Anseriformes, Anatidae. The record is from RefSeq and is a predicted model, not a curated record.
UGGCUGACGUGCUGCCCUUCCUCCCACAGAUCUUCAUGAAGUACCUGCAGCCCUCGGAACGCCUGGGCGUCUUCCUCGCCGCCGUGCAGAGCAUGAGAGCCCCGAGUCCCCACAGCACCGAGCUGGCUGCCCACAUGGUGGACGUGCUGGCGGCAGAGACCGACUUCCAUUCGGGACAGGUGCUCCACAUCGUGUGGGCCAUCUACAGAAGCCUGCCGUCCGUCAGAGCCGCGCUGGCCCUUCAGAGCCUGGACAGGGCCCUGCUGCUGCUGGCCAGCAAGUGCCCCAGGGAGACGGUUGCCAGCCUGCUGCAGUGCUCGCUGACCUGCACCAGGUACGGGGCCCAGCAGGGCUCCUCUCGCACACCCCCAAAGCCGUCAGCCGGGCCGGGGGCGGCCCUGCUGACAGCCCGGGGGUCCCGCAGCGUCGCCGUCACCAUGUGGAGGGCGAUGGUGUCUGAGCCCCCAGCCACAGAGAGGGUGCUGCGCGAGCUGCUCUGCAUCCUCAUGAACCAGUCUGGCUGCAAGACAUCCACCUCCACCAAGGACCACCCGCGCAUCCUGGCCCUGGCCGCAGCAAGGCCCCUCCACGAGAUCCUCCUGCUGCCUACCAGCCGGGGGGAGGCGAAGGCCAUUUUCCCCCAGCUCUUCCUGGCCCUCCUCUUCCAAGUGUCCUUCACCACGGAGCUGAAGCUGCAGGAGGUGCAGGUCUUCUGGGAGAAGCACCGGCAGGACCUGCUCACUCCCGUCAGGUCCACGGUGCAGGCCCUGAAAGCGCUGCUCCGCAGCGUGGGCCUGGAGAGCCAGGUGCUGGCCAUCGAGGCGCAGGGUGGCUGGGCCGCGCUUCUCAGCGCCGAGAGCCACCUCUGGGGCGUGCAGGUGGUGGCCAGGGAAAUGAAGGAGUUGCCCAGGAGCCUGCGCGCCACCAUCAUCCACCAGCUGGUUGAGCUGCUCCGCACGGAGGCCUCCUCCUGGCAGACGGUGGCCAUGGUCAUCCUCAGCAAGCUGCUGGAGUGCACAGAGCUCGGCGACGAGCUGGACUGCGUCGUGAGCCUCUUUGCCAGCUACCUGCAGAGCCCGUGCCUGGGCAUGCAGAGCCUGGUGCUCAGGGCGAUCCUGGGGCUCACCAAGAGGCCGGCCACGGUGAGCGGGGGCAGCCGGCAACGCCACGAGUGA